AUGCUCCAUGGAACAAAUUUCUUUCUCAGCGCCCCGGCCUCCCAACCCAGUACGACCUCACAAGCUUCUGGUUCUGUUGGGUCUUGCUGUCGUGCUCAAGGCGAUGCUAGUGGUGCGGGGGAUCCGUGUGGGGAGGAGGAAGAACCGGGCGAGUGCGCUAUUUCUAGUUCGAGGUUUAUAGACAGUGAGGACGUGGGGGGCCGGAAGGAGGUAGGGCUAAGGAAUCUUGAAGAAGGUCUGUCAAGAGGACAGCACUUGCAGCAGGUCACCAUUCAGAACACCGGCUGUUUUGGCGUGCCACAGUUUGUGAAGGAUUUGAAGUUUCCAGCCACAAUUGUCGGGUAUGCAGUCCCUCCCUUCUGUAGGGAUGGUGUAGCAGUGGCCUCCAUGGUUCCUUCCCUUGGCCUUCCUGUUUACCUACCACCUGUUCCGCCUCCACUGGGUGCUGCUGCUAUUAUGGUACCCUCAGCUGCUCCAUCCAUGUGCGUUAUGCAGGCAUCGGCCACAAUCCUCUUCCUCCUCUUCCCGAAUCACCCCUCCAUUCCGCUCUCUUUAAUCCCGCUCACCGCGCAAGCCGCCAGCAGCAAGCCAUGGAUGGGCGUGAACCUCGGCGUGGGCCUCUCCUCGAACCCCGUGUCGCUCACGCGAGCCGUUGCCAUCAUCAAGCAGCGCGGCUUCAGCGCCGUCAAGCUCUUCCAGCCGGAUCCGACGGCGCUGAAUGCGCUGGCUGCAUCGGGCCUGCAGGUGAUGACGUGCGUGCCCAACGAGCGCCUCGGGGAUUUCGCGAAGAGCGACUCGGCGGCUCUCGCGUGGCUGGACGCGAAUAUAAUGCCAUUUAUGUCGAAGACUAAUAUACUCGCCAUCGCGGUGGGGAAUGAGGUGCUUUCCCCUGACAACCCAUUCCUCGGUUAUGUCGUACCCGCUAUGGAGUCACUCUACAAGGCACUCACGGCUCGCAAGCUACACCGCAGAGUGAAGCUGGUCACGCCGCAGCACAUGAGCUUCCUGCAGGACACGUACCCGCCGUCGAGCGCGCAAGUGGUGCCGAGCGUAAGAGACGAGGUCACCAGGCUGCUAUCGUUCCUCAACCGAACAGGCUCGUACGCCGUGCUGAACGCCUACCCCUUCUUCUCGUACCUCGCCGACCCGGUCAACAUUCCGCGCGAUUUCGUGUUCUUCAAGGGCGGCGCGGGGAGCUACGACGACAAGGGGCGGCGGUACAGCAACAUGAUGGAGGCCACCAUCGACGCCGCGCUCUGGUCCUUCGAGAAGCUCGGCUUCCCCAACAUGCCCUUCGUCGUGGGCGAGACAGGGUGGCCGACAGCGGGAGCAGCCAUCGCCUCCCCUUCAGCAGCCAAGGAGUGGAACACGGGGCUGGUCUCGUUCCUGCUGUCCGGCCGCGGCACGCCCAAGCGGCGCAACUCGCCCAUCCGCGCGUACCUCUUUGAGAUGUUUGACGAGGACCGUAAGGACACGACCAUGGGUGGCCGGCCCGCCGUUCGCUGCCAGGCGGAGCCAGCGCCAGUAGCGGCGGCGGCGGCGGCGCCGUCAGCGGUAGCGGCCCUGCCGUUCCGCGUGGGGCAUGGAUUCGACCUGCACCGGCUGGAGCCGAACCUUCCCCUGAUCAUCGGCGGGGUGAACAUUCCGCACGACCGCGGGUGUGACGCGCACUCCGACGGUGAUGUGCUGCUGCACUCUCUUCCUGACAACGACCCCAAGUGGAAGGGCGCUGCCUCCCACCUCUUUCUCGAGGAGGCGGUGCGGCGCAUGCACGAGGCAGGGUACACGGUGGGCAACCUGGAUGCCACUGUCAUUCUGCAGAGACCCAAACUCAGCCCGCACAAGCCCACGAUCAAGGCCAACCUCGCUGCCUUGCUCCAGGCACCAGAAGAGGUCAUCAAUGUGAAGGCCAAGACACACGAGAAGGUGGACAGUCUUGGGGAGAAUAGAAGUGUUGGUUGCCACUGUGUUGUGCUUUUGAUGCGCAAAGAAUAA
This is a messenger RNA of Closterium sp. Yama58-4, 1995 nucleotides long. The record is from the annotation of a GenBank genome assembly. Lineage: Eukaryota; Viridiplantae; Streptophyta; Zygnematophyceae; Desmidiales; Closteriaceae.